CUCAGUCGGGGCAGCGGGACCCGCAGGGCGGGGGCCGGGCUGCUGGCGGGAGGACCAUGUCUGCGAGUCGAGCCAAGAAAGUGAAGAUGGCCUCCAAGUCGUGCCCACAGUGCGACCUACAGGUUCCUGUUGCAUGUAAAUCUUGUCCCUGUGGUUAUAUAUUUAUUAAUAGGAAACUCCUGAAAGUGAAACAGUCAGAUAAGUCAUCACCUUUUACAGAAGCGAGCAAAACCAUGUCUCCGCAGGAUUUGCGAAUACUUUUCUUAUACGAGUUUAAACUGGGCCACAGCGCGGCCACGGCCAGCCGGAACAUCGUCUCCGUCUUUGGAGAAGGCGCUGUCAACGAGAGGACGAUCCGCUGGUGGUUCGAGAAGUUCCGUUCGGGGGACCUGAGUCUGAAAAACGAGCCUCGCGGGAGACCCAGGUCUGUCCUCAACCAGGACCAGCUGCGAGCCCUGGUGGAAGCCAACCCCAAGCACGCCAUCCGGGGCCUCGCCGCCGACCUCGGCGUGUCCACCACCACCAUUUCUCGACACCUGGCCGCCAUCGGGAAGGUGAAAAAGCUGGACGAGUGGGUGACAGCCGUUGAUGGGUGACCAUAAACAGGUAGUUGGAGAGACUUGAUGCGGCGUCAUGAGUGCGACAGAAAUGAAAUUGAAAGUGAUCCGAUCUGGACAGUGGUUGGAUGUUGAUGAAGUUCCCAAACAUGUCAAAAUCGCCGUUCAACCAAAAAAAGGAUCUGGUACCAGUUGGUGGUGUUACCCCACUGCUUGUUACCCCAGAUCGCUUUUACCGUUUUAAAGCGAGCUCGCGUUGUCAUGCAGCGGAACUCACGGACCGAAUCGCCUGGCGUGGUCUGCCUUCCCGUGGCCACAGGUGACCUCGGACGGCAGAGCGCCACGGGGAGGCGCCUGCAUCGAGCGAAGGAACUAGCGGUCCAUCAGGCUCCCUGACCUGGUAAAACAGUCCACCACGCUCCUUGUCAUUGUAACUAAGAAACAGAACAUUCUCCGACUGAGAAGCCGGAAUGAAUAUCUUUUAACAGGACUGGAUUUUAUAAAUGUAGUCUAUAUCCUUUAAUAUUGGGAGAUGUUUAUCACUUGGAGAAAGCAGCUAAUGCUAUCAGUGCAUAUUUUAGGUUGAAUGAAGCUGUUGGGUUUUU
Pipistrellus kuhlii (Kuhl's pipistrelle) is the source of this 1162-nucleotide messenger RNA. RefSeq names its product histone-lysine N-methyltransferase SETMAR. The record is from RefSeq and is a predicted model, not a curated record. Bases 57 to 596 code for a protein of 179 amino acids. The transcript is spliced from 3 exons. Lineage: Eukaryota; Metazoa; Chordata; Mammalia; Chiroptera; Vespertilionidae.